AUCACUACACAUCAUUGUUGAGGUAUCUUAAUGCGCAGGUCCAGUUGACAAAACGGCAAAAUAACAGGGAUUUACAUAAAUAAUGCUGUACCAGCUGGCUUCAUGAGGUGUGUUAUAUGUUGUAUGUUGGAGCUCUGGGAUGCUGCUGCUCAGCUGAUUGACCGCUGAGUGCUGCGUUUCGGUGCGCUCUCCGCUGCGCUGCUGCUGCUGCUGCUGCAGGGGGAGCGUCCGUCCACAGCCUGCAGUGCUGCGAUGUGCGGCCGCUUUACUUGUCUCCUGGCUUCUCUGUUUCUCCACAUCUAAUCCCAUUUACAGGACCACUAAGGACCGGAGUCAUUGAGAGGAGCAACCUACAUGCAGGCGGGUGGUGAAACAGCUUAGACUGUGCGUCUUUGAAACUGAGAUGGGGAAGACACUAACACAUUUCUGUGACUAUCUACACAGUCUCUGGAGAUGCAGAUGUCUUCAGAGGAUGCCUUUUCACUGAUGGGAUAAAGGCUGUUAAUUACGGAUGACACAUCAAAGCUCCCAAGCAUGGCACAAACCCAGUGACACCAGCACAAGCUCAAACAAGUGAGAGGGUGAGAGCAGCAUGUCAGCUUAGAUGAUUUUAGGAUGCGUUCACUAAGAAAGACCGUGUUGCUGGCCGUCCUGGUGUCUGUGGUAUUGGUACUGGCCUUACUGCAUUCUUGGCCUACCCGGGCUUACACUACAGUGGAUGUGUGGCAGCGACCAGGGCUGAUAGAAAAACAUCUGGAGGAGAGGCUACCAGAACUAGACCACCGAUUAGACCACAUCCCCUUUCAUGUUAGGGAAAGCGUGGCCAGCUUGCUGGCACGUAAUGGGUGUGUAUGUGAGGGUGAGAGCGGAGGAGUAAACCUGCCCUUCGCCCAACUUUUAUUCCCAAGGGUGUCAGCACACCCGCUGCACACUGCCUUUGAGGCCUCUGAGCUGGAGGAGAUGAAGAGGAGAAGGGCCAAAGAGUAUAAAAGUUUCCAGAAAAGGUCACAGACACCUGCAGAUGUUCUUGUUAUUGCAGAGGCUAACAAUCCCUUACAAUAUCCAACGCAGGGGGUGGAUGUACGACCCCUGAGAACAAUCAUCAUCCCAGGUUUGGCCUUACAUGACCUUCCCAGAGACCACUACUCAAUAAACAUCACUGCCACGCUGGGAACACUGAAUGUGGCUGCAGAGGUGGAUGGGGUAAAAAUCAAAGGUGAUGGUGAGAUGCACAUGACUUUGUCGAGCAUCCUCCUGCAGAACCUGAACCGACAGCUUCAGUUUGUCACAUACACAAACACGUUGUUCCACCCGAACACCGCAGACACAGUGCAGUUUGAGACAGAGGGGCAUCAAGCUGUCUUCACGAUCAAGAUCCGUCAUGGUGCAACACCCAAACUAUAUAACACUGGAUCUAAAGGAGAGUACAAUGUCAGUGCUCUCGUUACCAUAGCUACAAAAACCUUUCUGCGCUACAAUAAGCUGCAAGAUCUGAUCGACAGCGUGAGAAGAUACUAUCCUACUGUCACCAUAGUUAUCGCUGAUGACAGCGAAAAUCCCAAAACCAUCUCUGGGCCUUACAUUGAACAUUACAUUAUGCCUUUUGGGAAGGGUUGGUUUGCAGGUCGAAACCUGGCUGUCUCUCAAGUGACAACGAAGUACGUGCUGUGGGUGGAUGAUGACUUCAUCUUCACAGCCAACACCAAGCUGGAGAAACUGGUGGAUGUUUUAGAGAGAACAACUCUGGACCUGGUGGGUGGUGCGGUAAGGGAGGCCACAGGUUAUACAGCCACCUACAGACAGACUAUCUCCAUCGAGCCAGGGGAGGAGGACGGAGACUGUUUACACAUGAGGAGAGGGUUUCAUCAUGUCAUCCAAGGCUUCCCAAACUGUGUGGUCACUGAUGGGGUCAUCAACUUCUUCCUUGCUCGCACAGACAAAGUGCAGCAGGUUGGCUUUGACCCACGUCUGGCCAGGGUGGCGCACCUAGAGUUUUUCAUCGAUGGCCUGGGAUCCCUGCACGUCGGCUCCUGCGAUGAUGUCAUUGUCAAUCAUGCAACCAAAAUCAAACUUCCCUGGGUCAGCCAAUCAGAGAGCGACAAAACUUAUGCCAAGUUCCGCUACCCGCCGGCCUCCUCCGACGCCACACACACGAAAAAUGGCCUCUUGUUCUUCAAGAACCGAUUCCAGUGUUUGACUCAUAACUAGUCCCUGUUGUUUUUAUCCUGAGGGUUCCUCUGCUCUUCCUUAGUUGCCAAAGAUGUUCUCCUCCACUGCGUCUCAUCAGAUAAGAUUUCAGACAAAUGUUUUGGUGGGUCUUUUUCCUGAAAAACAGACAAGAGAUUUCUGGCAUAUAUUACCUUCUACAUUUCAGAAGUCAGAUAUGAAAGUUCAGUCUCUUGCUGAGUGGAAACAUAUCCUCUUGUUUACACAGGCCCAGUUCAAUACUCCCUCCUUCUUUAUGGAUUUAAGAUUAUGAGGAGAAUUUUCUUUUGUCUGUCAAAUCUUAUCUGGCUGUACAUCCUAGAGUUGACAGGCUUUGGGGAAAAAAUGGUAGCAUCUUUACAGUCAGAAUCACUUCAUUGUCAUUCUAUGCUGACGUGAGAAGAGGUACGCGUGUCCUUCAAUUUGCACUAUCCAACCAGAACAGGCUUGGGAAAAGCAAUAGUGACAUCAGAGCGCCUGCAGACGAUGACUCAGCCUUAGUGAGGACAAAAGGGACUUAAACCUGAAAGUGACAAUCCUGUACACACAGAGCAAAGGUAUCCUCCUUACCAAUGCCACAUGAAGAACGCACUCAGAACUUUUCCACCUGUGGUACCCGCGCUCUUUGUGCCAAAGGUUUGGCUGCAGGUUUUGGGGUGUUUAAUCCUAUUUGUUACCUUGUUCUUCUGCCAACCCAUGUUUUUUUUUUUUUAAAUCCCAGAGUCCUCAGAGUCGUUUGAAAUCUGUUUGUUUUUAUCCCCUGCUGUUUCCCUGAAGACGAGAGGUGUUUCUGUCCCGCAUAGCUGACAAGAAACGAUUUAAGUGAUACAUGCUGCCUAAAAGAGAAGUCGAAUGAACCAAAGUGCAUGAUUAUUUUUCCUCAUUAUGAGAGAAAAAGAGGAACAGAAAUUUAAUGAGAAGAGGAUGAUGGACUCACACCCAAAAAGUCAAAGCAUGGAAGAAAACACUGAGAGAACAGGUGAUGAGACGAUGCCCUUUCUGUUCUCUUCUCUGCAGAGAGCUUAUGUACGUCAAAGACUGAAACACUUACGCCUGAAGUGAUGAUGCUGUUCUUUUAUACCAUGGCCUUUAGAUGGCGCCCUUGUAUCCCUCUGUUGUAUUAUUUGUUGUUCGCAAAGAGGUGCCAGAUUUAUCUUCAGAUGUUUUCUUAAAUCUUAAGAGAGAUAUUUUAAAGCUAUUUUGUGCAAGGUUUCUGUCAUGGAUUUUCAUGGAUUUUUUUCUUCUCUUUUUCCGUUUUUUUUUUUUUUUUUUUUUUUUGUGCACCAAAAUGCAGCAUCAGCUCUGUCUGUGGACAGGAGUCACAACCAAACGUAAUCAUUGACACCCAAAUGAAAUGCUUUUGUGUAGUCGUGUGUUUAAAAUCCAUCUCAUGUUAGGGUUUGUAACAAUCGACAGAUCUGUAGCUGAGCUGAAACCCGUUUUUAUUUUAAAGAGAAAAUACAGCAUUGACAUGUAUUGUACCACACUGAAAAUUUACUUGCCUGCUUCACUCAAAAUGCACCACUGUAUGUCAUUCAAUCACAGCAUUUUUUAAUUUAUUUAUUUACAGUGUUGACAAAUAAAAAUGUAUGUGCAAAAAUC
Cheilinus undulatus (humphead wrasse) is the source of this 3807-nucleotide messenger RNA. It is a transcript of the gene b4galnt1b, whose product is annotated as beta-1,4-N-acetyl-galactosaminyl transferase 1b. The coding region runs from base 616 to 2208 and encodes 530 amino acids. Gene Ontology annotation, biological process: ganglioside biosynthetic process. The record is from RefSeq and is a predicted model, not a curated record. Gene Ontology annotation, molecular function: hexosyltransferase activity. Gene Ontology annotation, cellular component: Golgi membrane. NCBI's taxonomy places the organism in Eukaryota, Metazoa, Chordata, Actinopteri, Labriformes, Labridae. The transcript has 13 exons.